GUGCAUUGCUUAAAAGUCUUGUGUUGGAUUACCACGCAGAGACUUCCAACAGAGAGACACCUCUAGUCAAAGUACCACUCUGUGCGGCAGGAAUAUCUUACCUAACUCAAAAGAACCUCUGUCCGUCAGGAUGCACUGCUCGAACAGGACCCAUCUGGUCAAUGCGCACUGCGAUGUGGCCGAGGACAAUAGAAGAGACAGGGAGCAUUACGAGUCGGAGUGGCUCGAGACGAGACCGCGGGGAAAAAUUACUCUGUCGGAGCACGACACCGUAAAGAAAGAGAGCUAUGAACAAGAACUGGUGACCAACUUCCGGGUGCAGAGAUUCCCCGAGCAGAAAAUCGGGGUGGGUAGACAAGGGGAGAUGUCUAAUCAGUUGCCUUACAAGAAUGUCCUCCCCAUGCCCCUAUUCUUGCCCAGGAAAGCAGUACCGUUCAAGGGCUCUGAACAUACAUAUACCCCUGCCGAAUCCAGGCCUAUAAUGGAGUUUGAGCAGCCACUAUCCAGUGGCGUGUGUAGGGAUAAACAAGCGGUCUCUCAAAUUACAAAAGGUCUGCCAAAAGUCAUCAAUCCCAUGGGCAAUUCCACAGGGUCUUUUCAGGUCCCUCAACUGGGCAGGUCUGCUCGCAUCCAGCGGAAACCUUGGUGAUGUCGCCAAUAUGGAAAUCUGCGAAUGGGCAAACAUAUCAAACAAAUGCAAUUGCCAAUUGUGGAUUGACUUUCUGGAGCGCUAGUGCCUGUUAUUGGUUUAAAAAAUGGAAUGAAGCAUCCCCAGUU
Molecule: messenger RNA, 777 nt
Organism: Anguilla anguilla (European eel)
Lineage: Eukaryota; Metazoa; Chordata; Actinopteri; Anguilliformes; Anguillidae
Product: telethonin-like
Exons: 2
Coding region: 131-649 (172 amino acids)
Biological process (GO): cardiac myofibril assembly; skeletal muscle myosin thick filament assembly; cardiac muscle contraction
Cellular component (GO): Z disc
Molecular function (GO): structural constituent of muscle; titin binding; protein-macromolecule adaptor activity
Source: RefSeq, a predicted model, not a curated record